CUGGCCCGCCUGAAAGCGCAUCAUGGACCAACCCCGGCAUACGCAAUCCAGGAUCCAGACGAGGUGGCCGCGCAAACCUAUGAGGUGGAAGAAUUGUUAGCACACGCAAUUCAUGAGUCCAAAAGAUCUUACCUGGUCCGCUGGGUGGGCUACACCGAAGAGGACGAUGGUUGGGAGCCCGAGGAGCACAUCGACCCGGGCACUGUUAAGCGUUACUGGCAGAAACUUCGCGCGCUAGGCGCUGACGUGCCGUCGGGGGCGCCCCCACCGUAA
Molecule: messenger RNA, 273 nt
Organism: Schizosaccharomyces japonicus yFS275
Lineage: Eukaryota; Fungi; Ascomycota; Schizosaccharomycetes; Schizosaccharomycetales; Schizosaccharomycetaceae
Exons: 1
Biological process (GO): epigenetic regulation of gene expression
Cellular component (GO): chromosome; nucleus
Source: RefSeq, a predicted model, not a curated record